Molecule: messenger RNA, 773 nt
Organism: Macadamia integrifolia
Lineage: Eukaryota; Viridiplantae; Streptophyta; Magnoliopsida; Proteales; Proteaceae
Exons: 2
Coding region: 44-547 (167 amino acids)
Source: RefSeq, a predicted model, not a curated record
CCUUGUCCUUCUUUUAAGACAUUGGGCUGCCAAACGGUCCAAAAUGAGUUCUAUGUGCGGAGGAAAGGCUACAAAGAGAAGUAGCAGUAAAGAAGAAGACGGCUUCAAAAUGGUGGCGAAAACGAAAACGAAGACGAAGACAUCCAAUGAUCCAAAGGGCACUGGAGAAAGAACCGUCAAAGCUCGUUUAGGUGGUGCUGGUGGUGGUGGCAGUGCAAGGAAGGCAGCUAAGAUGGAAGGGGACGUGAGGAAGAGGGUCGUCGGAGAUUCCAUUUCUUGUUCGCCGGAGAUAGGAUGUUUGCCGGAGAAUCUGUUGGAAUCGGAGGACUGGCCAAGGUUGUCGAGUCUGUUGGAUGAGCAGCAGAUGCUUUGGGGGUUGUUGUGGUUCCCGUGUUUGGACAAGAAGUACUCGUCCAUGAAUGGGCUGUGUGGGCUUGAAGAGAUUCUAUGGGAGGACGAUUUAUGGAACCUCAAGUCCAUCAAACAGAUACCCAACAAACCAAAAGAUUCAAUACGAUACAGUGAGGACCAAACAGAAACACAGUGAGUGUGUGAGGGUUGUCUGUGUGUGUGUGUGUGUGUGUGUGUGUGAGAGAGAGAGAGAGAGAGAGAGAGAGAGAGAGAGAGAGAGAGAGAGAGAGAGAGAGAGAGAGAGAGAGAGUACCUCAGCUAACUCUAUGAAUAAAAUCUCCUCCUUGAGGAGGAUUCAAAGAUGGAAGAAAAAAGGAAAAAGCAAAAUAACAGACGAGAUAAGAAGGGAAUAGAGUCACAGA